AUGUCCAUCAUAUCACCAGGCGACUCGACCUUGUCGUUGUCCAGAUACUCUCGCCCCAACCCAAGCUUCACGCCACCAAGAGACCUCGAGAAGACGCGCAACCUCCGAAAGCACUACAGGAGCCUGCUGGAGGGAAAGUCCAAGAUCAACUACGCCGAAGAUGCCAUCCUCUUCAUCGAAGCUCUCCACUACUACUCCCCGGACCGGUGCGUCGAGUCGCUCGUCAGCAGCCCGCACGGCCUAGACGCGGUGCGGAGCUGCGUCCAGAUCGACCUGUCGCCGGGCUUCAUCCAGGCCCACUCGCUCGUGCUCGUCAGCUACCUGUCGGACCCGUCCAUCGCCGCCCUGGCCGACGGCCACUUCCUCGGGGAGGUCCUGAACGCCAUCUUGUCCCCGCCUACGUUCUGGCAGGCUCUGGUCGCCGCCUUCUUCGGCGGCUCUCUGCACGCCGGGAGCCUGCUGCCGUUUGCUUGGCUGGUCUGCGACGUCGCGACCAGCUCCGGCGACGGCGACGGCGACUACAACUACACGUCGGACGUCAGGGCCGUGCUCGAACAGGGCUCUCUGUACACGGCCGCGUCCGCCGACGUUCGAUACCUGGCCUUCAAGGCCCACCAGGCGGUCUACCCGCCCAGCAGCACCCCCGGCGUGGCGGAGCAGUUGGUCCGCUCCUCCGGCGAAAGGGCUGCCAGCGACCUGGUCACGAGCCGAGACGUCUCGGGCUGCCCGAGUCCAGAGCGGGUCUUGUUCAACGCGCAGGAUGGCGAAUCGGAGAGGCGGCCUCAGCUCAACCUGGAGCUGAGCCGGAUGAGAUGGGAGCGUCAGUCCACAUACAGCCAGCAGCUGCGCGAGAUCAAGGACCAAGUCGAGCAGGCGCAGCGCGUCAUGCGCGAGAUCAUCGACGAGGAGAGGAACCUGGACGAACUGGCGCAGGAGGUCAACAACCUGAAGAACCUCCAAGAUGCCGUCAAACGCAAGCAGGAAAUCAAGCUAUCGCAAGUCGCCGUGGCUGCUGCCAGCAGGGCGCCUACCCCUCCGCCCGCGGACAGCGAGACCCUCCAGAAGCUCCCGAGCAAGGCCAGGCAGGAGUGGGAGCACCUGAAAAAAGCCGAGGGUGCCCAGAGUGCUGCGCUUGACGACCUGAUGGAGAUGACCGGGCUCGAGGAAGUCAAGGAAGCUUUCCUGACGAUGCAACACAUGGUCCACGUAAAGAUGCGGCAGAAUGUUUCCCUGCAGUGUGAGAGGUGGGGUGCCAGUCUGCUCGGGAAUCCAGGAACAGGCAAGACAACUGUUGCAAGGCUGUAUGGCAAAUUCCUCACUUCGGUCGGAGCCAUCGCGGGCACCAGAUUCGAGGAGACGACGGGGGCCAAGCUCGCCCACCUGGGCGUCUCAGGUUGCCAGUCCCUCAUCGCCGACAUGCUGGAGUCGGGAGGCGGUGUCCUCUUCGUCGACGAGGCCUAUCAGCUCACGUCGGGAAACAACCAGGGCGGCGGCGCCGUGCUGGAUUUCCUGCUGGCCGAGAUCGAGAACCUGACGGGCAAGAUUGUGUUUGUCAUUGCCGGUUACGAGGGCGACAUGGAGGCCUUCUUUGCGCACAACACGGGCCUCCGGAGCCGGUUCCCGCACCAGCUGCGCUUCUCCGACUACACGGACCAAGAGAUUCACUUCAUCCUCCAGCACAAGAUCGACAAGCGGUUCAGCGGGAAGAUGCGGUGCGAGGGCGGGCUCUCGGGGUCCCACUGCCGAACGGUAGCGGAGCGGAUCGGGCGCGGGAGGGGAAACCCGGGCUUCGGAAACGCGCGCACUGUGGAGAACGAGGUCGUCAACAUCCUCCAGAGGCAGGCCACCCGGCUGGCGAGGGAGAGGAGAGAGGGCCUGAAGCCCGAUGACUUGUUUCUCAGCAAGGAGGACCUGCUCGGCGCCGAUGCCGCAGGGCCGGCUGCGGAUGAGGACGAGGCUGGCCGCAGUGGCGCGAAGCAGGCCGAGCGCGGCCGGCGAUCGGGGGAGAUGAAGCGGAUAUACAGCAUGCGGGCCGUCAAGGGGGCGCUGCUGUCGCUCGUUGGUGCUGCCGAGAACGAGAAGGCGCCUCCUCACAGAAGGCGGGCAUCUUCUCGUUGA
This is a messenger RNA of Pyricularia pennisetigena, 2118 nucleotides long. RefSeq lists its product as uncharacterized. The record is from RefSeq and is a predicted model, not a curated record. The transcript has 2 exons. Lineage: Eukaryota; Fungi; Ascomycota; Sordariomycetes; Magnaporthales; Pyriculariaceae. The coding region runs from base 1 to 2118 and encodes 705 amino acids. Gene Ontology annotation, molecular function: ATP binding; ATP hydrolysis activity.